Artibeus jamaicensis (Jamaican fruit-eating bat) is the source of this 5463-nucleotide messenger RNA. It is a transcript of the gene EIF5A2, whose product is annotated as eukaryotic translation initiation factor 5A2. NCBI's taxonomy places the organism in Eukaryota, Metazoa, Chordata, Mammalia, Chiroptera, Phyllostomidae. Gene Ontology annotation, biological process: positive regulation of translational elongation; positive regulation of translational termination. Gene Ontology annotation, molecular function: RNA binding; ribosome binding; translation elongation factor activity. The transcript has 5 exons. The record is from RefSeq and is a predicted model, not a curated record. Bases 132 to 593 code for a protein of 153 amino acids.
UGGAACUGUCUGGGCCGCCACCGCUACCUCCGUCGCUGCGGCUGUGUGGGACCAGCACUGGUACGCCGAGGAAAGGAUCUUUUUCUUUGCUGAAAGUUCCUUGGGGAAAGCUACCAUCUCUCCAGCCCACCAUGGCAGAUGAAAUUGACUUCACUACUGGAGACGCUGGGGCUUCCAGCACAUACCCUAUGCAGUGCUCGGCCCUGCGCAAAAACGGCUUCGUGGUGCUCAAAGGACGACCGUGCAAAAUAGUAGAGAUGUCAACUUCCAAAACUGGAAAGCACGGCCAUGCCAAGGUUCACCUUGUUGGAAUUGAUAUUUUCACGGGCAAAAAAUAUGAAGAUAUUUGCCCUUCUACUCACAACAUGGAUGUUCCAAAUAUUAAGAGAAAUGAUUAUCAACUGAUAUGCAUUCAGGACGGUUACCUUUCCCUGCUGACAGAAACUGGUGAAGUUCGAGAGGAUCUUAAGCUGCCAGAAGGUGAACUAGGCAAAGAAAUAGAAGGAAAGUACAAUGCAGGUGAAGAUGUACAGGUGUCUGUCAUGUGUGCAAUGAGUGAAGAAUAUGCCGUAGCCAUAAAGCCGUGCAAAUAGACAGCAACAUCGGGCGUGAGCAAACUGCUUAGGUCUGAGUCAGCUGCAGAUCUCAAGUGUGGUUCUAAGUUGUCACCAAAGCUAUGGCCUUCAUAAGCAACCUCAUGUAUCGUUUCAUUGUUUUGAAAUUGUGCUCAGUUAGUUUUGCUGACAAUUAGUAAUUUAAAAAAAUAAUCAAGGUGUAUAAUUUUUUAAAUUAGUUUGUAGGUAUUUUUCCUGUAACAUUCCUAUGGUUUUUCAGUAUGUGAGUCCAAGAAACAGACAAGGUAGUUUCAAUAGAUGUGAUUUGUCCAAGCAGUCAUUCCUGAAUUUUAGUUAAAUGAUAAGUAAACCAGGGUUUUCAAUCAAACAAUGUAGCAUCUAGUGGUAUUAAAGUACCGCACUUAAGUUGGAUUGCUCUGCAUUAGUUUCAGAUGUAAUAUCACAGCAGAGUAAGUAGAUUAUAGAUUGGAACUGUCACAGUUUUAGCCUAUGUGUGGCAAGCACAAAUGCUUAAACAAAAAUCAUGUUAUCAAAAAGUAUCAGUUAUCUUAGUAGCCAUGUGCCACACCCCGUAUCACCUCAGUCUUACUGUUCUUUGCCAAAUUGUUGGCCAACUUAAUAUAACCUUAUAUAUGGUGAUUUUCAUACCUGCUUGUGUUUGACAGGCAUGAAACUGUUGGGUAACUGUUAGCAAGUCAUAUUGUGAAGAAGGUACAAGGGACAGUGGUAAAAUGAGUUGGUUAAAGCUAUAGGUUUUUAUUCAGGCCUUUGUAGUCAGCAUAAAAAUAGAAAUGUUUGAGAUGUACUUUUGCUUAUAACUUUCACAUUUCUCUCCCUCCUGCUCUCCCCCUGCUCUUUGUCUCUCUGUAUAUUUAAAGGAGUGACCUGCUUUGUAGGAUACUAUGCAGUGCUUUUUAUGAAUUAUGUUGAUAAAUGUUAUUUAUAGUACUCAUUCUUUUCCAACCAUUUGUAAGUAGACUUUUUUGACAUCAAAAUAUUUAUUUGUCAGACAAAAACUGGAAUUCUUAUUUCAAAUUGAUUUGGAACAUUUGUUAAAAGUAUGUACAUUUUUUCAAAAGUGAAAUGAAAGUGAAUUAUGGAAGAAAAGUUACUAUAUGUGAUAAUCAUUAAUUUAAAAAAUACAUAUAUGUAUUUUUCUGAUUGUCAUGUGUAAUUCAGUUCUCAUAUGAAAUAUAACUAGGAAAGAUUUCUAUAAAUCUAAAUUAUUUUUAAAAGUGUUUUAGGUGACUUUGCUACAUUCCUCUUUGGUUGUUUGGGUCAUAAAUACUUUAUUUCCAGAAUUCUAAAUAUUGUCAUAGGAUUUGUGAGGACCUUUGACUCAAUAACAAUGAUUGUAUCAGAGUGAAACUUAGAAACAAGUUACUGUUUGAGCAAUACCUUCAUUCUCUCAGACUGAUUGUGAGACCCCUCCCAUCAUGCCUUGACUUUUCCAGCGCCUUUAUUCCUAUCAUCUAGAGGCAACUAUAAGUGAUGCUGCAGCUACUCUACUCAGUGACUAGAAACAGCAUUAGAAACAGACGAUCCUAAAGUUUUGUUACUUAAUCUGCUCAUACUUUUAAAUCUUGUGUUAGCCUCCGCAAACCUAUUUGGAGAAGAAGCAAGAUACUUUAAGAAAAUAUAAAGAGAAUUCUAAAGCAGAAGGAAUAUUGAGGUUGUAGUUCAAUCAUUUUAAUGUAACAUUUAGCUUUUGCCCAUCUAAAGCACAAUUAGGAAUUAGGCUAAAUUCUUUCCAGUAUUCCAUGAAUGUUCUAGUUUUUUAAUACUUUAUAAUGUGCAUCUCACUUGCUACUGGUUGGCAUAAUUAUGCACAGGAAUUCUAGAAAGUUAUCAAUCUGUGCUGCUUGCUGGUCAUGCGUAUGAUCCCAGUUAAGCAUACUAGUGUUCCGAUUUAUUAUUAAAUCUGGAUCAGCAUGCCCUUGUUAUUCUAACUCAUCAAACUUCACAUAAAUAUAUUUUCAAUUGUGAAUUAAGUGUACAUAAAUUAUAAUAAUGCAUCUCUACCUUCAUACCUUGAAUGCCAAAAGCUAAUUAUGCAUAAGUAUUUCAUUUUAAGUACUAUAAAAAGUAUAAAUACUCUUCUGACAUAUAAGUAUAGAUUUUAAAGAUAUGGGACUGUUUCUGUAUUUUUGCAUAACUCAAUACACUUCUCUAGAACAAAAUAUUUCAUUUAGUAAAGCUUUAUAAACUGUAUUAAAAAGAAGCAGGGAAACAUUUUUUAACACAAAACAGAAGUGACUUCAUUCUUUUUUGACAUCAGAAAUGUUAAAAGUUGAUUCCUAGUAUUUGUUAUACAUUUUUGUAGCAAAUGGUAAAUACCACAGCUUACCAAGUGUAGAAUGUAGAGGCUGUCAUGCUGAUAGAUUAUAUAGUGACACACCAUUUUUGUCUGUAGGCAUUACAUCAAUUUAUAUAUAACAGCGAUUUUCAACCUUUUACCACCUCAUGGCAUACAUAAGUGAAUUACUAAAAUUCUGUGGCACACCAAUAAAUUUCUUUUUGCCAAUUGACAAAAAAAUAGGUAAAAUUUUGAUUCAUUCAUAGCAGAUGGCUGUUGUUGUGUUGGCCAUUGUCAUUCUUUUUAUUUGACAAUCUAAGGGAAAAGAGGUCAGUUCCCCUGACUAAAUAGUCAAGUAUUGCAUGUUUUAAAAAUUCUUCUGGCACACCUGUAUGCCUUGCAGCAUACCAGUUGAAGAUCACUGAUAGACAAUAUUAUAUAACAAGUGGAAUAUGUGUUUCUAUCUAGAACAACAUUUUAUUUCUACUGUGAAGACUUUUGUUAUACCUUACUUGCUACAAAGUUUUAUACCCUCAGAAAUAGAUCAUGUCGUUGUUACUUUGAUUUAGCAUUUGCAUCAUAAGCAUAAUAAUGAUGUUUCUUUUAUGCUCCCUUCUAAGGGCUGUCAGUCACUUGAAAUUGAUGGAAACCAAGCUCUUGAAUCCACUUCCCUUGGUAAUAUAAAAUUCUAUACCAAUGCUUUAUAACAAUUACCAAAACUCUCCUGCAGCCAGAUAUUUUUAAUAGGAGUUGCUACAAGAAAAUGUUUAGUCUGUAAAAUUUUGGGACACAGUUCUUCAUUAUAGCACAAUGUGUGUGAACGUGCACACACAGCUUUGUGUAUUUGUUCUUUUUACACAGUCCUUCCAACUCUUAAAAGUACUGUAGUCUGGUAGUGCCUCAAAUGUUGGUAAUUUUUUUUAAUUUAUAACUUUUCCAGAAUUUGUUUUUGUACUUUAAAGUUUCUCAAUUAGAUUAUUUCUAGUUGAGCUGUAAUUUGAAUGCAUUGUUCUCAGGGCUGUUUGUGCUAAGAGUUGAAGUUUUAUUAUUUUAAAGCUAACUGCCUAAAAGUAUAUUGCAGAAUUUUCCCAAAUUGUAUUACAUACAAAUAAAAAAAUCCUUAAUAUCAACGUGCUUCAACUACAUAGUAAGUAUUCAAAAACAAAAAAGGCAACAUUAGUGUCAUCUGUACUGGAAACUUGUCAUAUUUCUUUCGUUUUAGAAUAGAAUUUAGUAGUCUUAUCUUAGAACCCUUUUCCUCAUGAUAUAUCUGAAAGCAUUUCUUUAGCCUGGACCCAAAGAUAGUUUCAGAGCCAGACAUUGAUGUAUUGGUUCUCAAACGUGUUUAGGGACAACAGAUUGAGAUUCAUAAAGCUCUUUUAGGUACAUUAAAAUGUUUACAUAUUGAGUUCUAUAAUAUGAACUAGUAACAGACUUAACUAUGAGUGAAUAUGGCCCUUAAGAAGGGUAAGAGCAAACUGUAGGCAUAUUUUCAUAAAUAGUAUAUUAAACUGAUCAACAGUUUAAAAUUUUCUAAUAUCAUUUAGACAUGCUCGUUCACAGUUUUCAAGCCUUUUUUCUCCUACCAUUCAGACAAGUUGUAGAAAAGAAAGCUUAAGGAAAAAUUGUAGAAAAUCUUAAAAUUGAGAAAAUUCAAUUUAUUAACUUUAUUAAAUUUUUUUCUCUGAACUGGGUAUAUGGCAUCAUUAUUUGAUUUUAGCAGGGAACAUUUGGGCCCAGCUUACGGAACACAGAUGUUCUGUGGGAAGGAGCAUGGCUUGGAGUCACUCUGUAAUUUAAUGUUUUUCCAUUAAAAAAUAUCUGAACAUCAGUUUAACUACCAAGGAAGUCAAGUGCCUGAAAAGUGCUGUACACGUCACGUCUAGCUAGCACAUUUUCCUUAUGCAAAAGAUGCAUCUUACAGCAAUGCGUACCAGGCUUGCACCUGCUAGAAGCAGACUUGGCCAUCCACCGCUACUCUCUCCUGAGAACAGGUCAGAACCUAUUUUACAAUUGAAAGAGAGGUUCUUUUAUUUAUAUGAAGUCCCUAAAACUGUUUCUUUGUAGUGUAGUGGUAGACUUAGGUUGAUCUUAGUUCAAGAUUGCACUUUUUAAUAAACUAUGUUCAGUGAUGAUGAUACAGUUUGUCCUAAGUCAUAGCUGUGAUCUUUCUUGAGAAGAAUUCUAUAUUAUGGUUAACAUCUAUUAUAAGCACUCAUGCUUGUUACAAAGUGUAAUGCGAAUGACUAGUUCUACACUAGUAUAAUGAAAAUGACUAGUUCUGUACUAUUAUGUGCUUUUGUCAUCCUCUCCAAAAUAAAAUAGUAUUAUCUAAUCCAAUGGCACUUUAUUAGUAAUACCUUUUAUUGUGUUAGGUGUAGGGGAACUCUUGCUUUUACCUGCAGAGACUCAUGUUUUAGCUAAAAUUUUAAAAUUAUAAGAAAUGUAAUAUGGUUAUUGGUUGUAACUGUGCAUUUUACAUUUCAAAAAUGGGUAAAAUUUAAAUGUUAAGUCUUUGGCUAUACUAAAAUAAUUGUUGAAAUUCUUUGAAAUGUGGAUGGUAAACUUAUCAAUUGCAACUUUUUGUUACAU